Molecule: messenger RNA, 1535 nt
Organism: Paramormyrops kingsleyae
Lineage: Eukaryota; Metazoa; Chordata; Actinopteri; Osteoglossiformes; Mormyridae
Source: RefSeq, a predicted model, not a curated record
UUACCGGAUAUUUCUCAAUGCUUGGUUGGCAAAGACUGAAGAAGUACGGGAAAAAAAUACAGAUUACACCCGAAACGGAAUACUGCAUACCUAGAACAAACUUAUGAUUGAUGCCCCAUCAGGGGUCAGUAUCACGCUUCAGGGCGAGACGGAUCCGGCAGAAGUGAAACUUCUUCGCGGUGGAAAAAACAGACGAGGAAAAGUGUGAUAAUUCCUCAGUUCGUUAAUCUUCCAUAACGUAUCUAAUAAGAGUGUUGCGGUGAGUCAUGAGAAACCGAAAUCAACGACAUACGUGACUUCGUCGUCCACUGACCAACAGUUAAACCAAGGAAGAAAAAUCCAGAGGACUUUGAUCUCAAGAUCGAUAUGUGGCAGCAUGUCUGCGGUGAAGCUAACUGACGGAUGCACAUCGCUGGAAGGCGGUGGGGAGCCGCUGUUUUACCGGCAGGCGGAGCCCCCCGGGCCUGCCUGCCGAAUGACCGUCCUCCUGCUGCACGGAAUCCGCUUCUCAUCACAGAACUGGCUCAGCAUCGGCACCCUGGAGGUCAUCGCUAAAGCUGGCUUCCGCGCAGUUGCUAUCGAUCUGCCCGGUUUUGGAAACUCCAAAGCAGCCACUCCUCCAGCGGCUGUUGGGGAACUGGCCCCAGGGAGCUUUCUGAAGCAGGUGGUGGAGGCCCUGCAGCUGGGUCCGGUGGUGGUGGUCAGCCCCUCCCUGAGUGGCAUGUACUCCCUGCCCUUCCUAUUCCAGCACGGCCCACUUCUUGGGGCCUACAUUCCUAUUGCACCCAUCUGCACGGAGAAGUUCACUGCUGAACAGUACCAGAGUGUGCAGACACCUACUUUGAUUGUCUAUGGAGAUCAGGACACACAGCUGGGUGAGGUGUCCCUGAACAACCUGAAGAAGUUGGCUAACCACAAGGUAGUGGUGAUGGAAGGGGCAGGACACCCCUGUUACCUUGACAAACCUGUAGAGUGGCACAAGAUACUCUUGGACUUUUUGCAUACUCUAGACAGUUUAGAUCAUUCACCAGUGAAAUAGUUCUCAUGAUUGAAUUCAUGAAAGAAGUACCCCAUCUAUCUGACUGGUAAAUUCUUCUAAAAGUAUACUAUCUUUCAGUGAAUAAAAAGAGUUUGUAGAUUCGUAUUUUUGUAAUCAUUUUGUUUAAAAAUCCAUGUGAUUUUUAUGAUUGGCACACUAAUGAAAUCUGACAUGUCUCUAUGAUACCAAGGUGUCUCUGUUCUGAAGGUGAACUAAAACACUUUAAUAAAACAUUAAUAUUAAAAUUGCAUGCUUAGUUUUUUUCUAAUUAUGAAAUCAAACAAUGCUUGUUGUCCAUGGCGUCUGUAACCUGCUCUCUGAUGCCCUGAAUAAUGAAAGACAUUGUCAUCAUUCUGGAGAAGCCACUUGUGCCCCUGUCAAAUCCGCGCUUAGAAUAUGCCCAGUGAACAUGUAACCAGCUCAAGAUCUUCUGGAUCUUAUUUAAAAUGUAUUUUUUAACAUUGUUCCCACUAAGACCAACGGCUUUUGUUCCUGU